Abrus precatorius (Indian licorice) is the source of this 3688-nucleotide messenger RNA. Its product is annotated as pentatricopeptide repeat-containing protein At5g24830. Bases 130 to 1893 code for a protein of 587 amino acids. NCBI's taxonomy places the organism in Eukaryota, Viridiplantae, Streptophyta, Magnoliopsida, Fabales, Fabaceae. Gene Ontology annotation, molecular function: protein binding. The record is from RefSeq and is a predicted model, not a curated record. The transcript is spliced from 6 exons.
AAGUGCCAAAAAGGAUAGGUUAGAACUGAAGAGCGAGUUUAUGUUCUCUCACCAAAACGCAGAUCCAAAUAAUACCAACGCAACCAAAUGCCUUCAGCUCUUCUAUCUGAUUAAAACAAACAGAGAUUUAUGGCAGCGAGUGCUGUUUACUUCGUUGCCAUCGGAGAACCUCGUUGGUCGCCACCACACAUUGCUCUUCUCAGAUUUUUCAAUCGCACCCUUCUUUCCUUCAAACGGCACGUCGCUCACAUUCUCAACGCCCAGCACGACACUGUCGCACAUGCCAGGAUUUGCUGUCGAGUGGAUUUGGCUAGUGGGGAGAAGUGCGAACUAAAUGCAGGAGAUUGUCCGCGUAACGGCAAGAGUUUCGGUGCUGAUGAAAAGGGCCGACACGCCGUUUUUAAUGUGUUGGAUAUUAUACUAAAGGAUAGUUUGGAACGAUUGAAGAUGAUGAGGGAAAACAUAUCAUUGGUAAAGAUAGGUCUUCAGGGAUAUGCAUGUGAAUUUAACUACACUGAACAUACCGCCGCUAUUAGGUGUAUGUGCUUGGAAGGUAAGUUGGGAGCAGCUCUAUGGCUUCGGAGAAAAAUGGCAGGGAAAGGUGUUCUUCCUGAUGUGUUUACCCACAACCAUAUUGUAAAUGGGCUGUGCAAAAUGGUUCUCUUGAAGAAGGCAGAUUGGCUUGUUAGACAGAUGUUAGAAUUUGGUCCUCAUCCCAACUGUGCCACUUACAACACUGUAAUUAAGGGGUAUUGUGCGGUUAAUAAUGUGAAUAAAGCUUUGUAUCUGUUCUCCACCAUGGCCAAUAAUGGGGUUCUGCCAAACAGCAUUACUUGUAACAUACUGGUACAUGCAUUGUGUGAGAAAGGUCUUCUGAAGCAAGCCAAAAAGAUGCUUGAAGAAAUAUUAAAUGAUGAUGACGAGAAAGAUAUACCUGAUUUAGUUACAUCUACUAUAUUUAUGGAUAGUUACUUCAAGAGUGGAGCAAUUAUUCAGGCUCUUGGUCUUUGGAAUCAGAUGCUUCAAAAGUGUAGAAAAGUAGAUGCUGUAGCUUAUAAUGUUCUUAUCAAUGGAUUUUGCAAGAGUCAACAUAUGAAUCUUGCACAUGGAUAUGUUUGUGAGAUGUUUAAGAAGGGUUUACUUCCUGAUGCUUUUACUUAUAAUAUUCUUAUUGGUGCUCUUUGCAAGGAAGGCAAAACUACUGAGGCUUUUUAUACACUUGGAGUUAUGUCUAACAUGGGAAUUAUGCCCGAUCAAAUUACAUACCAGAUUGUGAUUCGAGGCCUUUGUUUUGAUGGAGAUAUUGUUAGAGUAAAAAACUUGCUACGGUGUAUGUUGAACAAUUUAAUGGUGCCUGGACCUAUAAUAUGGAACCUUAUAAUUGACUUAUAUGGAAGAUGUAAAGAUCUUAAUAGUGCAUUUUUUACAAGAGAUCAGAUGCUGGCUUUUGGUGUUCUCCCUAAUGUAUUUACUUAUAAUGCUUUAAUUCUUGCACAAGUGAAAUGUGAAAAUUUUUAUGGUGCUUGCUCUCUGAAGGAAGAGAUGAUUUCAAAAGGUCUCUGCCCUGAUGUGGUUACUUAUAAUUUGUUGAUAGGUGCUGCUUGUAAUUUAGGACGUCUUGAUUUUGCUCUUCAAGUGUACAAUGAGAUGGUGCAGAUGGGUUAUGAACCAGAUUUAAUAACUUAUACUGAACUUGUUAGGGGAUUCUGCAUUAGAGGUAACAUGAAAGAAGCAGAAGAGCUCUAUGCUAAAAUACUAAAAUCUGGUUUAUUGAAUGAUCAUGUUCCAGUUCAGAUUCUUUUUAAUAAGUACUGCAAAUUGGGAGAACCAGUUAAAGCAUUUAACUUCUAUCAAGACUGGUUGGCAAGUAAGCGGGGUAGUUAUCCUUGCUAAAUCCCACAUUAUGCCUAUGGCUUUUGACAUUGCAAAGUUGCAUUGCAAGCGCUGGAAAAAGAGCCACAUUUGCUUUAAAGUCACUCUUUAUGUCUCUGAAAUACAGACUUCCAUUAAAAUGUUGGCGGUUCUCAGGUUGCAGCUCAUAUGAGUAAUGAACACUCCCCAGGCCUUUUUUUAUGGAUGCGGCAUUCUUCCUUACUCCAGAUGAUAUUAUCAGCAGAUUAAAGUGAAAGUGUACAACCAGUUCAGGUCUCAUGAUGUUUCUAUUCAGAUGCUUGUGUUAAAAGAAUAAUCCUACAACUGCAAGGGAAUGGAAGCAUGAGAGAGAAAGAUGGUAACCAUUCACAUACAUCACGGAGGCAACUUCGUUAAAGGUAAUGUUAGUAAAGUUACCUAUGAAAGGGAUCUUGUAGAUAUUUGACUCGAGUGCAAUGAUGAUAUGUUGGAUGUUUUUAGCAUAUCUUACUGUAAAGAGCUUGAAUGUUAGUCUAUGACAAAUGUUUAUUGGCUAGACCCUGAGUCUGUCUUGAAGAAAAGGUUGAAGGACUUGAUAGUAAACAAAGAUCUUAUGGAAAUGGUGAAUGCUUCUACAGAGAAAAAUGGCUAAAUUCAUGUGUGUAAUGAACAUUCUAUCCGUAAACUAAAAGAGGCAACAUAUGCUAAAGUAAUUGCUGCAAGGGUUAAAGCAAAUAUAGAAAGUGGAUGAUGAAGAAGGAAAUAUGAUACAUGAUGUGAUUGAUUGAAGGAAGAAAAAGGGAAAAAAAGAGGAGUACAAUAAGCAACCUAUGUGUAAGAAGAAAUUAAAGAGUGCAAAGAAUACAAGUGUAGCAAUGAACACAAUGGCUGCUAAGAGAAGAUUGAAAAAUAAUAAUGGUGUUGAUACAAGAGGAAGGGGAUUAAGAAAGGGAAAGCAAAGAAAAAAAGUAAGAAAAAAAGAGAGAGAGAACAAGAUUAAAAUACAAGGUCAACAUAAAAGGGAAGUGGCAGGAGAAGGGAAAGGAAAAUGUAAGGAGAACAGGCUCGGCUGAAUUUGUAUGUACAAGGUGGUGUGGGUUUAACCACAAUAGGCUUAGCUACCCUAUGUUGAGAAAAAAAACAGGAGAGAAACAACGGACUGCUAAAUCUAGUACUGACAAUCCUUACAUUGCUAGAUGAAGUUAACCUAUCCUAAGGUGUUUGUUCCAAGCACAUAGGAAGAAAUUUCUCAGCUGCCACUAGAGUCUUCUCAAGUCAAGCAUGAGAAAUUGUAACUACAAAGAAGACUCUUGGGUAAAGGUGUGAACUGCCUAUCAAACCAAGAGUAACAAGUUCCACCAAUGCAGUAGAACCUAACCCAACCCCUAUCAUUGCACUUGCCAACCAUUCUCAUGUCCCUAGUACAUCAAAGCCAACCUCCUCCUGUUCCAAAUGUUGCGCCUAUUCUUGAACAAAGAUCAAGUCCAACCAUGAACUUUAUGCUAAUAACUAGAGUUCAAUAUGAUCAAGGUGACAAUAUGCAGUGAAGAUGACCUUGGGGAUUUUUGUUAUGGAAGACAAUUGAUUUUUUGGACUAAAUAAAAUUAGAACUUUGUACCUAGUCUUUUUGCGAUUAUUGUAAAGAUUUAGUAUCGUGUACUUAUAUUUGGGGUGGUUGUCAAUAGUUACAAUGUUCAUUUAGUUAGAAGGAAAACAAUUUUUGUUAGUUAGUUAUGAAGGCUAUCCUUAUUAUGGAAUGAACAUGUUUUAUUUUUCUUAUUCUUGCACUUGUAUACUAUGAUUGUUUUUUUCAGUUCUUUCAAAUAUAUAAUUUAAC